AUGGCCGCCCUCAUGGAACUAUUCAAGGACGAGGACAGCUCCAUACGAUUUUCCGCCGCUAAAGCCAUAGGCAAGCAGUCGACGUUAUCAGACACAACCAUGGCCGCCCUCGUGGAACUCUUCAAGAACGAGGACCGCGACGUUCGAAAAUCCGCCGCUAAAGCUAUAGGUAAGCAGUCGACGUUAUCAGACACAACUAUGGUCGCCCUCGUGGGACUUUUCAAGGACGAGGACUGGGAGGUACGAGAAUCCGCCGCUAUAGCUAUUAGCAUGCAGUCGACGUUAUCAGACACAAUUAUGGCCGCCCUCAUAGGACUCUUUAAGGACGAGGACAGCUACGUACGAUCUUAUGCCGCUCAAGCUCUAGGCAAGCAGUCGACGUUAUCAGACACAAUUAUGGCCGCCCUCGUCCUCUUCAAGGAUGAGAACAGCUACGAAGCUGAAGAACUCACAAAAGCAUCACAACCACAAACACUCCAAGCCUAUCUUGAGGCUUGUCACUCGCUCAGCCUCGCCAUUCAGAUCGUCACUGACCGCUCCCUGACCACACAAGGCGACACAACAAACCCAACCGGUCGAAUUUUCCCUCAACGAAUUAUCCCGUGGGAUGACUUUCCAACAGCCCAAGAGGGGAUCUGGGCCCAGCUCCCGCCUGGAGGCUCUUUCUCCUCCCAGCCCCUCUUUCCAUCCCAGCAUCAACUUGACUAUGUCAUGUCCCUGAUCAGGCCAAUCAGCAGCGAAAUUGGGCUACGGAACUUCGAGCGCGAUACUGUUGAAAACACGGUGCAGAAGCUCAUCGACGAGGCCUACAACAACCCGCAACUGCGCAACGAUCUCGGCCUACAGGGAACCGUGACGUUCGAGAGCCAUACGAACCUUGUCGAGACCGACGACAGCCUAUCCGAGCACUUGGAUCGCAUGUCUAUCGAAAGGAACGACAUUGGCCAACCGCCGCCAGCUUCGAGGCCACCGAGCCGUAAGCCACGGCGUAAGACGAGGGGGAAGGGCAAUCGAGCGGACCAGUUCUGCAUAUAUCGUACCUCCAACGGCCGCAACAUCCCUGCCGUAGCGAUCGAGUACAAGGCGCCGCAUAAGCUGGGGCGCGACGAGGUUAUUACUGGUCUGGCGUCCGAGAUUCAACCGGAACGAGAUGUCAUCAACAAGGACGGCUCCGGGUUCGCAUCCGCGUCAAGGGCGCUAACUUCCGCCGUCGUUACUCAGCUCUUUUCCUAUAUGAUUGGCAAGGGCAUCCGGUACGGAUAUGUGUGCACAGGAGAGGUCUUGGUCUUCCUCUAUAUUCCGGAUGACCCUAGCACCGUUUACUACCACGUGUGCGUGCCGAACCUGGACGUCCUGGACGACGACGAGAAUAGGCUUCAUCGCACAGCCGUUGCGCAGGUCUUUGCCUUCAUCAUGCAGGCCCUCCGUGCUGAACCGCCUCCCCCGUCCUGGCACGACGCAGCUGCAGCCCUCGAUACCUGGGCUGUAGAAUACGACGAUGUGCUAAGAAAUAUUCCCGAAUCCGUGCGCAAGGAAGCCCGCUCCUCUCCCUACAAACCACAACGGUGGAAAGGUUUCAAGCGCUCGCCAAUUCAGACACGCUCUCGCUGUAAGCAACCUGAUACCGACGCAAGUGGCCGAGACACUAGCGAUGAUGACGAAGAAGAUACCCAGCCUUCACCAACUCCGCAUCGAUCUAGCAACAAGGCUGCGAUUACACUAUCAACCGGGGGACGGUCGGUCAGGGAACGGGGCCAACUACAAGACUGGCAGGGAGGCCGAACGAAGCAAUACAGGAUACAGGACCGCCCAUUCUGCACUUCCGAAUGCCUCCGAGGAUUGGCGUAUGGAGGGGCAAUAGAUAAGACCUGCCCCAAUGUCAAAGAUCACAGACACCGACAUAUGGAGCGAGGGCAAUUCCUUCGGCUCAUUCGUACUCAGCUCGCUGAAGAUCGCGGCCGCGACGCAGACGCCACACCACUCUACCUAGCUGGUCGGAUUGGAGCGCUCUUCAAGGUGCGGUUGUCGUCCUAUGGCUACACCCUUGUUGCCAAAGGUGUGGAGACCGUUGAUCUCGGCCGCCUUCAGCAUGAGGAUAACAUCUACAAUCAACUACAGCCCAUCCAGGGCACACAAGUACCUGUAUGCCUCGGCAGGGUAGAUCUGGUCCUACCGUACUACUACGAUAGUGGCGUCUUUGAGCACUUUUUGUUUCUCAGCUGGGCUGGACUGCCUCUAUUCGAGACCAUCCAACAAACUACCAAGGCUGAUAUCAUCAACAAGGUUGCCACAGCUUACAAGGCAAUCCACAGGCUGCACAUCCUUCACAGAGACGCAGAGCCGCGUAAUAUUGUGUAUGAAGAAGCAAGUGGCAAGGUUAUGAUUGUGGAUUUCGAGCGAGCAGAGUUCCGCGGUCGUCAACCUCUCGGCUCACUCAGCCCUAAUGCUUGGAAUCAGAGGAAGCGAGGGGGGACAAAGAAGCAAGGAAAGGAUGACUUUGCAAGAGAGCAGGAAUCUGCUAUACAAAGCGUUCUAAGGCUGAAAGAACCUAGGUAA
This is a messenger RNA of Colletotrichum karsti, 2556 nucleotides long. RefSeq lists its product as uncharacterized. Bases 1 to 2556 code for a protein of 851 amino acids. The record is from RefSeq and is a predicted model, not a curated record. Gene Ontology annotation, molecular function: protein kinase activity; ATP binding. Lineage: Eukaryota; Fungi; Ascomycota; Sordariomycetes; Glomerellales; Glomerellaceae. The transcript has 2 exons. Gene Ontology annotation, biological process: protein phosphorylation.